UUUUAUUUUGAAAGCGUUACCCGGAAGCUGAGGGUGCUGUAGUCCCUUUAAUUUGACAGUCUGGAUGUGGCCGCAGAGAAGCGGAGCUUCAUUUCUGCGGAUUUUCUGAUUCAGCUGAACGAACCUGCAGCUGGAUCCGGAUUCAUAUCGGAGCGAGGAGUCCGGACCGACCCACACCGAAACUAGCCGAGCCGAGCGCAUCCGAACUGAGCCGGGCCAGAAUAAGACCAGAAAUACAGGCAGACAGAGACAGGGAGGCUGCUUCAUCUCCUCCUGUAGAGAGCGGAGUCUUCCUCACCGAGGAGGAGAUGUUGAGUGUCCAGCUCCGUCACCAUAAUCUGACCCAGGAUCAGUGAUGUCGGCCUGUGCUUCAGCGUCUGUGUGACGUCUGCAGGGAGUCAGACCUGUCAGGUGGAUCCGACAUGGCCGCCGUGUGUGGCGCUUCAUCAGCACUCACAGUGUGUCUGUGUGUCCUGCUGCUGCCUGCUGUGACAGGUCUUCAGUCAGAGGACAGAGAGUGCGCCUUCACUGACCAUCUGCAGGGGGCGGAGCCUCACAGCGGAACCACCAAUGAGCUGCGAGGAGUGGUGAGAGAGAACGGCACGAUUCGCUGCAGCCACGGCUCCCGCUGCUAUGGAUUAUGGGAAAAAAGACCAGACGGUGAAAUGCACCUGGUGAAGCAAGGUUGUUGGACUCACAUUGGCGACCAGCAGGAGUGUCAUGGUGAGCGUUGCCUAGUAACGGCCACGCCCUCUCAGAUCCAGAAUGGCAGCUACCGUUUCUGCUGCUGCAGCCGAGAUCUCUGCAACGCCAACUUCACCGAGGCCCCGCCCACUGCCGACACCCCCUCACUGAGGCUGAUGAAGAGCGGCAUACAUGAUGACGGACAGACGGAACACCGGCCACUGAGACGGGAGGAGACGGCGCUGGUUGCCCUGGCAACCAUUGCUAUAGCAGCCAUCAUCAUCAUGGCACUGUUUCUGGGGUACCGCAUGAUGAAAGGGAAACAGAAACACAGUCUCUCUGCUCUGGAUGUGAUGGAGGCAGCAAACACUGAGUCUGCGGUCGACCUGGACAACCUGAAGCUGCUGGAGCUGAUUGGUCGAGGUCGUUAUGGCGCCGUGUUUCGUGGCUGUCUGAACGAGCGGUGUGUGGCCGUCAAACUGUUCAGCUCGGCCAACCGGCAGAACUUCACCAAUGAGUGCUCCAUCUACUGUCUGCCACUGCUGCGUCACCAUGACAACAUCAGCCGCUUCCUGACCGCCGACGAGAGGUCGACAGCCGACGGACAACCGGAGUUCCUGAUCCUCAUGGAGUACUACCCACAUGGCUGUCUGUCUCGGUACCUGUCUGUCCACACCGUGGACUGGUUGACGUGCUGCAGGAUGACUCAUGGUGUGACCAGAGGACUGGCCUUCCUCCACACGGAGCUGUACAGAGGAGACCAGUACAAACCAGCUGUGGCCCACAGAGACGUGACCAGCAGGAACGUCCUGGUCCGAGCCGACCUGUCCUGCGUCCUCGCCGACUUCGGUCUGUCCAUGAGGCUGACGGGAAACCGGCCCUGUCGCUCCGGAGACGACGACACUGUGGCGAUAUCUGAGGUGGGGACGGUGCGGUACAUGGCUCCGGAGGUUCUGGGCGGAGCUCUGAACCUCAGGGACUGUGAGUCAGCGCUGAAGCAGGUGGAUGUUUACGCCCUGGGUCUGCUCUACUGGGAGAGCUUCAGGAGGUGCUCCGACCUGUUCCCAGGUGAAGCAGCACCUGAGUACCAGCUGGCGUUUCAGGCGGAGCUCGGGAAUCACCCAAGCUUCGAGGAAAUGCAGAUCCUUGUCGCCAGAGAGAAACACAGACCCAGAUUCCCUGAAGCCUGGAAGAAGAACAACCUGGCAUUGCGUUCCCUGAAGGAGACGAUGGAGGACUGUUGGGAUCAGGAUGCUGAGGCUCGACUCACCGCUCAGUGUGCAGAGGAGAGACUGUCUGAACUCACACUGCUGAGUACACACACCUCAAUACACAACCACAGGAAUCUGUCUCAUGGCCGCUGGUCUCCUCAGGUUGGCUCCGCCUCCUCCUACAUCGAGGAUUUGCAAGUGGGUGUGGUCAAAAAUCUCCAGGGAGACGGACACUCAGCAUCUGUCGUCAGGACGACCACGAGUACAGCAGAAGGUGCUGAAAAGAACAGGAACUCCAUCAACUAUGAGCGACAGCAGGCUCAGAGUCAGGCUCGGUUGUCCAGUUCAGACAGCAGUGUGUCUCCUGCCUCCGCCCUCUGCUCCAUCUCUGAGUGUGAACACAGAGAUGGCGCUGUGCCCGCUGUUCCCGCCUGCCUGCAGCUGACAGAAGAAGACCUGGAGGCCACCAAGCUCGACCCCAGAGAGGUGGAUAAGAACCUGAGGGAAAGUUCUGACGAGAACCUGAUGGAACAUUCACAGAAACAGUUCAGCUCCGAGCCUCCAGCUGUGACCCAGCUGUUCCAGCAAAACCUACAGACGUCUGAGGUGAACAACUCUGUGUCCACUCCUCAGGAUGAACUGGGUGUCGGUGGAGUUGAUGCCCCUCCCUCCUCCUCCAUCCACCCUCUGCCCAAACAGCAGAACCUUCCCCAGAGACCCACUAGCCUCCACCUCCUCCCCAAGAACAAGGAGACCACCUCCUCCUCUCGACUCAAACUGGGAAAGCUCAAGUCGAACCACAGACAGGUGGAGACAGGCGUUGCUAAGAUGAACACAGUAACAGUCGCCGCAGCUGUAGAACCCCACCUGGUAACCACAGUGACCAACAACACCAGUACAAGAGGCAGUGUCGCAAUUGGGAACCGGGUCCACUCAGUCGCCAGCGGCUACAAUGCGGGGGUUCCCACCCUGGUGACAAACGGUCUGAUGGGCGGAGGUCAAACUAACCCGGCAGGACCACAGCUGGAGGAGGAGGACAAACUGGAGGGAGGGGUGGUCGGAGGAGGAGACAGCCAUCAGAACCUCCUCAAUUUCAGUCCUGAUGAACACGAACCACUGCUGAGGAGAGAACAGCCCCCUGCCCAGAGCGAGCCCCCUCCUCCUCUGCACCAUCAGUCACGAGCCGGAAACCUCCUGUCAGGGCGGGGCUCAAACUCCAACAACAACAACAACACGAUAGCGUUGGGGUCAGAGGUCAGUCAGGACAAAGACUUCAGUCCUAAACCUGAACCACACCUGGAGAGUCUGCAGAGCCGUGAAUCCCCCGCUGCAACUCGUCCAGCUACACCUGGACACACCUCACCCCAGGCCCCUCCCACUGCACAGGAUAGAGGUCAAGGUUCAGAUGGAUAUGCCCAAAAUCCAAAGGCUCACCUGGUCCACUCCACAGCUGAGGUCCCAGACUGCAGACACACAGAUUCACAGAUACUUCCCCAGAAACCUUCAGCAGCAGGAGGUCCAGCCUCAGAUCCAGAAGGUCUAGUUGGGAAUGUAGAAGGUUCCCCUGCAGAGGUUCCAGCCUCAGAGAACCCAGCUCCAGAAGCUUCAGCUCUAGAACCUGCAACUCUGCGAGUGUCGGCCUUGGAUCAGGUGGGACAGACUAAAGGCAGGAAGCCUCAGCGUCCCUCCUCUCUGGACCUGUCCUCGUCCUCAGGUCGUGUGUCUCUGAUGGAGAGCGGGAGUCUGAGUGCUUCAGGAGAGAAAAUAAAACGUCGUGUGAAGACACCGUACACCCUGAAAAAAUGGCGUCCAGCCUCGUGGGUUGUAUCCACGGAUACAGCUCUCGACCCAGACUUCGACAUCGGUGGCAGUAGCAGCAGCCACACCCACUUUUCUUCUGGUCUCCAUAGAGCAGGAAACAUCCCUAAAAUCAACCAGUCAAAGUCCAGCAUCGCUGUCUUCUUGGUUGGCGGUGGAGCCACGGCGACCACGACCUCCGAGCCUGAUGGGAUGACCUGCUUCUAGAGUUUCUUUUCUUCUUUUCUUAAAGGAUUUUUUUUUUUACUUCUUGUCUUCCUUCUCUUUAGUUGUGGAAAAUAGAUCAGAGUCUGUCGUGGCCCUCAGCCCCCCCCAGCUCUAAACCACAGGAAAUGCUUCACGAUAACAUGCUCUCAAGUUUGUGACAGACGUGGACUCCAUCAGACCGGGGUGGGGGGGUUGGGGGUUACAUUUUCAUGAUUGAGCUUGAUACUUCCUGAAGGAUUGUUGCCGUCGGCCCUGUCCUUUUACCAGUUGACCUCAAACUUUCAACCUUCACCAUGCCUACGUUGCUUAAAUGCCCAUAAUGUCAGAGUCCAGUAUAUUUUGGCUGGUAGUGAAUCGAGGGGAUGAUUGGCUCCUGUUGUAACCAGUCAUUGAUUUGUAAGUGUGGCCUUGACCCACCGGAGUCACCAGAUUACACAAGAAUCUCUGUCAAUGUUAGAUGAAGGAAGUUGUUGUUGUUGUACUCUCAGACUCCCACUGACUCGUCUGUGGUUGGCCGAUGAGGGCUUGACCCUACCUGGGUGACAAAGCUCAUGACCUCUGUGGGUGGUCACAUGGAGGAAGUCCCUCUCUGGUAGACCUUUGGGUUCCCUGUAGAAAGGGGAUUUGCUUACUGCUAGAUGAUUGGCUAGGAUUGUUGUGACCAGUCUCAUCGUUCUACCAGAGUAACAACAUUGUCCAGGAGUUCAGAGAAUUCAGAGACCAGCUGGUUGUUGAGUGAACAACGUUGGUUCUGGUUCAGUUUUGGGUUCCACGGACUCAUCUGUGACUAGAAGAUGUGACAGGUGCAACUGGUUUUGGCGUUGACCCUCUGUGGAAUCCAGAACCUGGUUCCUGUUGGGACAGGUCUGAUGGCUGGUGGAUGUAUCCAGGUGCAGGUGAACCGGAGAAUGUCCUUCAGGUGGUGGCGAGGUUGAGGAUGAUGUUUGUGCCUGGUAGAUGGAGGAAGUGGUGAGUCAUGUGACCAGAGAGGAUUCAGUCAAGUCAAACGUCAGAUUUUUUAUGCACUUUAAACAAAGUUAGUUUUAUUUAGGAAACUUAGAAACUGUCUAAAGGACGACUCGUGCAAUGACAGAAGUAACAGUGACACAGUUGAGGACAUUUCUUCUGUUUGUGUCUUUGUUUGAUUUAAAGAAGAGUCUUUACGUUAAACACUAAAUCCAGCUAUGCAGUCGGCUCAUGAUGCCUCCUCCUGUUGACCGUGUGUUGGGCUCUGAUGUGUUAACAGAUUGACAACAUUACUGUUUCAGGAUAUUUAUUCUUUUCAUUUGCACUUAGUUUAAUGACCUACCUUGUGAGGACGGACAGAGGGAGUGGAGAAGAAGAGAGGGAUGAUCCACAGUUCUGUGGAGUUUAUCAAACCUGAAACUUUGGCCACGAACAACCUCCUCAGGAACCGUAACAACACCUCCGUCGGCCGGAGCACUACAGUUUUCAUGUUUCUUUAAAGAUGAGCGGGAGGUGAAAAUGGAGGGAGAUGAAAGAAGGUGAAGAACACAAACCGGACUGAUUUGAUCCAACAGACAGAAUAACCUUGGCACAACUCCACAGCUGUCUUGUUACAUGUUCUGCUGUUAGUCACCAAACCAUCCACCAUCAGCUGGUAUCUUUAGCACAGAGCUCCAGUUCAGUUCAAACAACAGUUUGAUGCUUGUGAUGUCUGAAGUUUGAUGGAAAUGAACUGAAAUUGUGAAUUAAAGGACAAUGUAAUUCCUUGCUGAUAUAAAGUGAUGUAGUGUUAAAGGCCUGGUGAUCCUCAGCACUUUAUUGAGUAUAACACAGUAUGAAGUAGAGCGACCUGCUGACCAUCCUCUGUUUAAAAGUGAUGUUUGGUGUAUGAAGUGGAAAUCCUUACAAUUUAUAACACUUUAUAUUUUUUAAGUUAUUUGCCGAGUAUAUGCAUUUAGUAGUAACAGUAUUAGUAGUAGUAGUAGUAGUAGUAGUAAUGGUUUUUUAAAUGCCAGAUUUUUUCAGUGGAGUUUGGUGUGACAUAAAAAAGUUAAUGAACCAGGACUGAAUCAUCAAAUAGUUCAUUGUCGCCCCAUUUUUCAUCUCUUAUAUUUAUUUCAACAAAACAUGAAACAAAAAACAGCAAAGUUUAGAUUUUCUUUUUAAACAAAUUGACUCAGUUACUAACUUUUAUUUGAAUGGGUGAUUUUAUAGAGGGAAGUUGUGAUGUUUCAGACUCGUAUAUGUUUGUAUGUAACAACAUUUGAACCUUUAAUGUGCAAAUAUAAUAAGUUAACAUAUUCACUUUUGGUAAGCCUUAUAAACUUUUGACAUCAUUUUCUGCUGAUUCUGAUGUCAGCUCCACGUCAACAUUAUCAUUUAUGUCUAUUUUAAUUUGAAGGAGUUUCUGUGACUUGUGUAUUUUCUACUGUUUGUACUGGUUUUAGAUGCUGAUAUGUACGUACACUUACGCCUUGAGAUUCUGUUGUUGUACAUCAUGAACUGUGUGAAGGCAGAAUGAGUCAAGACCCGGUCCAGGGUUCACUGUGCCCCUGAUCCAGGACUAAGUGUGGAUCUCAAACCAAACUCACUGGUUUUGGAGGCUAACUAAGCUAAACCUGGUCUAGUACCAGGAUGCUAACCGGUUUCUGGAGCCUGGGGUAACAUGAACUUGAAUCAGUAGAUAACGGGUCACACUGUGUCUGCGAACUUCAGGCUCAGACUGAGAACAAAACAAAGUGUCACCCAGCGUCGUUCAGAGUUUGAUCAUCAGUUUGUUCAAACCAAUCAGACGAUGUGUGACAUUACAGAAACUCAGAAACUCAAUGUUCUUAUUUCCUCCAGUUUCCCUCCUCUUUUCAAACCGUUUUGGAAUGAGCACAAACUUUUCACUUCAGCUGAAACAUUUUCAUUUUCAAACACACAGAGUGUGUGACACGUCAUAAAUUACAUUCGUUCAUAUGCAGCUACUUUUUCUCACCCAGUCCUCCUCAUCCAGAUACACCUUUACAUCUUCUACAGAAAACUCAAUUAACACCUGUUAAUUAACAAUAUAGACUUGAUUGAUUUCAGGGUUUUGUUGGACCUCCUGAUCAACUGUUUCAGCCUUAAAUCUUUUUAUCUGGAGUUUCUGUAGAUUUCAUCACGUUCCUGUUCAUCAGAGAUAUAUAUACUGUCCCUCGUCCUGUCGGACAGUUUCCCUGAGAUCUCACUGAUCCAAGGACCACAGUGACAGAAACCCAGGUCAGUGUGACAGACUCUCUGCUGUCAGACCGCUGAAGGACCGGGGGGGGGAACAUUUACCCAGCCGUCACACUUUGCUCUGUUCUUGGGUCUGAACUCACAGUCAGGCUCCUGCUAACUGCUGCAGAAGUAACUGUUGUCCAGGCUAAUGCUAAUCCUGAGAUGUGCCUGAAAGCGUUGGUGAGUUAACCCUUUAAAGUCACUGUAGCUUAUAUAGUUAUCUAUGCUAUUACUACCUUUAUUAUGAACCACUUUAAGCUUCUUGCAUGAGAUAUAUCACAGCACUGAAAUGUUAAUUAUAUUAUUUCUCUCAUGAACCAUACAUCUGUUUUUUAAUUCUGCCUUUUCAUAUCCUUGCUGUAUGUAAUAUUUUAGACUGAACAGAUGCAGUAUUGGGGGGGGGGGGGGUCUCUGCCAUGGCUCAUAGUGUAGAUUGUAGAUAGAACCAUAAUAUUUAACUGGUUGAAAUGCUGUGUGUCCUCUGGUUCUCAUGAUUCUGGGACGUCUGUUGGUGAAUAUUCUGUGUAUUUCUUUGCUGAUCCAUGUGUAUUUAUGUAGGAUAGUUUCUGGUAGUGUAAAUACUCUGUAUACAUUAUUAUUAUACAUUACAUACUUUCAUAUGGGACCACCACUGUAUCCUGCUAGUGCUGUAUUCUGCAAGCUCUGAAGUCAUAGUCCCUCCUGUUAACACAGUAUCUGUACAUACACACAGUAUACUCACACAGCAUGUUGAACAGCUUAGAAAUCAGCCUCAGUGGUUCACACAGAGAGUUUCAUCCUAACAUUAGAAUAUCACACGUUUCAGUUCAUGAAAUAAAGAGCAGAGGAUCCAGA
Seriola aureovittata is the source of this 7964-nucleotide messenger RNA. Its product is annotated as bone morphogenetic protein receptor type-2-like. NCBI's taxonomy places the organism in Eukaryota, Metazoa, Chordata, Actinopteri, Carangiformes, Carangidae. The record is from RefSeq and is a predicted model, not a curated record. The transcript has 19 exons. Gene Ontology annotation, molecular function: transforming growth factor beta receptor activity; ATP binding. Gene Ontology annotation, biological process: BMP signaling pathway; cellular response to growth factor stimulus; vasculature development. The coding region runs from base 423 to 3920 and encodes 1165 amino acids. Gene Ontology annotation, cellular component: plasma membrane; signaling receptor complex.